AUGAGUCAGUUAGUCGUUACUGAAGACCCAUCCGUCGACAGCCGCUGCAUUAAGACCAAUGACGAGAUUAAUGACCCAAACGUGUCAGAGAAUAACGGGCCUAAACUAGCUGAAGUGGGCUGCGCAUACUGUGGUGAGGCCGACCCACAUUCUCUUGUCAUGUGUAUCUCCUGCAAAAAGUGGUUUUGUAACGGUGGACAUGGUACCAGCGGUUCACACAUCGUAUUGCACCUUGUGAAGAGCAAGCACCGUGCAGUACAGCUGCACGCGGAAAAUCCUCUUGGUGACUCCGCACUGGAAUGCUACAUUUGUCGUUCGACCAACAUCUUUUCGCUGGGGUUUAUGCCAUCCAAGGAGGAGUCAGUUGUCGUUCUGGUUUGUCGAGAGCCGUGCCUUCACUCCAAGGCACUGCGUGACCUAAACUGGGAUGCCACCACAUGGCUUCCUGUGAUCGAGGAACGCCAGGUGCUUCCUUGGAUUUGCAGGGUACCAAGCGCCCCUUGCAAAAAACUUACCUUGCACGACAUCACAACGCUCGAAUUGUUUUGGAACAGCGAGGGGCAGCAGGUUCUGGAUAACGUGGAGAAAGCCCCAGCUGUCCCGCUUCGAUUUGAGAAUGCCGUUGAAUAUGUGACGGUGUUCUCAACGCUAAUCGAAAUGGACUCCAUCGCUGCAAAAGAACGAAAAGAGUUGCUUUUUGAAGAUAUUUCUUGCAAACUACAAAAAGAAUUUGGAGGGAAGCACCUUUUUCUGCUGAAACAGUUGCCACCUUCUGAUGUGGGUCUCCGUUGCGGUGAUCAUGCUUCUAUAUGGGUCAAGGGGAGUUCGCGGUUGUUGAACGGCGUUGUCGUCGAAAUUGGGAAGUCGCAGCUUGGCGAAGAGGAAGUUAUUUUUGAGGUGAAGACUUAUGAAAUAGAACGAGCGAGAAGGGCGUUGAAUGAGAUUCUUGCCGCAUCCACAGUGAGCUUCCGCCUCGAGUAUGACUCCACCAGCGACCAGCGGAAGUGCCAUGCUUUGAAUCUGAUGAUGACGGAUUGGUCCUCGCUUUCUGCAUACCUUUACUUUACGAUUCUUGGCCGGGCAGAGGAGGCGGCGAAGCGCUUUUCUGAGGUGGAUAUUAAUCUCCCGAGGGGGCGACUAUCAAACCUGAACUCCUCUCAGGAUACUGCUGUGCGAACAGCAUUGAGAAACCCACUGACGCUCAUUCAAGGUCCGCCCGGCACAGGCAAGACAUCGACCAGCGUUGCUAUUGUUCUUGAGGUAAAUCUUCGGAUUCGGUCCCAAAUUCUUGUUUGCGCCCCAAGCAAUGUUGCCGUUGACCAACUGGCCGAGAGGAUAUCGGCAGCCGGCUUGAAAACGGUACGCCUGCAUGCUCACUACCGUGAAUUGGUGCCUAGCUCUGUCAAACACCUCGGCUUGGACAGUCAGGUGGAGGAGUUUAUUGCUUCGAGCAGUGGCAACAGGCGAUUGAGGCAGCUUCUUGAACUGAAGUUGGCGGGUGAAGUGUUGGAUGAGCAGGAGCAAAAAAUAUAUAAUGAUUCUGUAAGGGAUAUUGAAGAAGCGCUCCUUGGUGGUGCGGAUGUGAUCUGCUGCACCUGCAUUGGAGCCGCGGAUAGGCGGCUGGGGAAAAUGCGCUUCCAGUACGUUCUGAUCGACGAAGCAACACAAGGGACCGAGCCGGAAACACUUGUACCUCUGGUGCGUGGCGCGAAGCAAGUAUUUUUGGUGGGUGAUCAUUGCCAGCUACGCCCUCUUGUUUUUUCACUUCCUGCGGAAAGGGCCGGACUUCGUCGUAGUUUGUUUGAACGACUGCUGAUGACAGGCCACCGAGCAGUGAGACUUGAUGUGCAGUACCGCAUGCACCCGGCUUUGUCCCUGUUCCCAUCCGACCAAUUCUACGAGGGCACCCUGCAAAAUGGUCUAACAGAAGAACAGCGCGAUGCAUCGCGGGUGUUUCCGUGGCCAGAUCCCACGAGACCAAUUUUUUUUUACAACACGACGGGGUCUGAGGAGCUAAGUGCGAACGGCAGCUCCUACCUGAAUCGAGCCGAGGCUGCGCUAACUGAACGCAUUAUCACAAAACUCAUACGGGAUGGCAAAGUGAAGCCGGAUGAUAUCGGAGUCAUUACUCCGUACGGAGGUCAGUGCCGGUACGUGAUGAAUUAUCUUGUGCGUUGCGGUCCUCUGCCGAGGACGGCUUAUGAACGCGUUGAGGUUUCGUCUGUCGAUGCUUUUCAGGGCCGAGAAAAGGAGUUCAUUAUUCUCUCAUGCGUCCGUAGCAACCAUCGCCAAGGGAUAGGUUUUGUGGUUGACUGGAGGCGGCUCAACGUUUCCAUAACUCGUGCAAAGCGGGGACUUAUCAUUAUGGGAAACGUACAACUUCUCUCAAGGUAUCCGGCGUGGCACGCUCUUCUUGCCCACCUGAUGGAGCUGUCGCUUGUUGUGGACGGCCCGAUCGAGAAGCUUGUUCCGUCAAAGGUGGUGUUACAGAAGCCAAGAAAUGUAAGUGAGGAGCAAUAA
Molecule: messenger RNA, 2520 nt
Organism: Trypanosoma cruzi
Lineage: Eukaryota; Euglenozoa; Kinetoplastea; Trypanosomatida; Trypanosomatidae
Product: regulator of nonsense transcripts 1, putative
Exons: 1
Coding region: 1-2520 (839 amino acids)
Biological process (GO): nuclear-transcribed mRNA catabolic process, nonsense-mediated decay
Cellular component (GO): cytoplasm
Molecular function (GO): RNA binding; ATP binding; RNA helicase activity
Source: RefSeq, a predicted model, not a curated record